AUGUCGGCGUCUCCCUCCAUUUUAUCCGUUUUGUCGGAAGAUCUUCUGGUUCGGGUCUACGGUUUUCUUGACCCACCGUGUCGGAAAACGUGGCGUCUCAUCAGCAGAGAUUUCUUCCGAGUCGACUCGCUGAGUCGGACCUCGAUCCGUGUCCUCCGGGUCGAGUUCCUCCCCGCUCUUCUCCUCAAGUACCCCAAUCUCUAUUCCCUCGACCUCUCCGUCUGCCCCAAACUCGACGACGACGUCGUUUUGCGUCUGGCACUCGACGGCGCCGUUUCGACGACGCGCCUGAGGUCACUGAACCUGAGCCGAGCCUCCGCGGUCCGAGCCAGGGGACUUGAGACGCUCGCGCGUAUAUGCCACGCUCUCGAACGCGUCGACGUGUCUCAUUGCUUUGGGUUCGGCGACAGGGAGGCGGCGGCGCUUUCUGCUGCGGCGGGGCUGAGGGAGCUGAAGAUGGACAAGUGCUUGAGCCUAAGCGACGUCGGAUUGGCGAGGAUCGUUCUCGGAUGUAGUAAACUUAACAAGAUUAGCUUGAAAUGGUGUAUGGAGAUCUCCGAUCUUGGGAUCGAUCUUCUCUGUAAGAAAUGCAAGGAUUUGAAUUCUCUCGAUGUCUCAUAUCUUAAGAUCACGAAUGAUUCGAUCAGCUCAAUAUCUAUGCUGCCAAAGCUGGAGGUUUUAGAUAUGGUGUCUUGCCCUUUGAUAGAUGAUGCUGGGUUACAGUUUCUAGAGAAUGGUUCUCCUUCAUUACAGGCGAUCGAUGUCACAAGGUGUGAUCGUGUGAGUUUGUCCAGCUUGAUCUCCAUUGUCAGAGGCCAUCCUAAUAUUCAACACCUUAAAGCCAGUCAUUGUGUAUCCGAAGUCUCUGCGAGCUUCUUACAUCACAUCAAAGCGUUGAAGCAUCUCAAGACUAUAUGUAUCGAUGGAGCUCGUGUCUCUGAUUCGUCUCUUGAAACCUUAAGCUCAAGCUGUAGAUCCUUAACAGAAAUUGGAAUGAGCAGGUGUGUUGGUGUGACAGAUAUUGGGAUGAUGGGACUUGCAAGCAACUGCUUAAACCUGAAUACCCUAAAUCUGGCGUGCUGCGGAUUCGUGACGGAUGUAGCCAUCUCUGCUGUAGCUAAGUCUUGCCGGAAUCUGGGGACUUUGAAGUUAGAGUCUUGUCAUAUGAUAACCGAAAAAGGUCUUCAACCGCUUGGAUCUUACUCCAAGUUUCUUCAAGAACUCGAUCUUACAGACUGUUAUGGAGUAAAUGACAGAGGGCUAGAAUAUAUCUCAAAAUGUUCAAAUCUUCUAAGAUUGAAACUUGGGCUCUGCUCAAAUGUCUCAGACAAAGGGAUAUUUCAUAUCGGUUCCAAAUGUUCAAAGCUUCUAGAACUUGAUCUAUACCGCUGUGCUGGUUUUGGAGAUGACGGUUUAGCAGCUUUAUCCCGAGGUUGCAAGAGCUUGAACCGACUCAUUUUAUCGUACUGUAGCGAGCUAACUGACACCGGGAUUGAGCAAAUCCGCCAGAUAGAACACCUAAGUCACCUUGAACUCCGAGGAYUAAAGAAGAUAACCGGUGCUGGUUUAUCUGCAAUUGCUUGUGGGUGCAAGAAAUUGGCUUACUUGGACCUCAAACUCUGUGAGAACAUCGAUGAUUCGGGUUUUUGGGCGCUUGCUUACUUUUCUAGAAACCUAAGACAGAUAAACUUAUGCAAUUGCUCAGUCUCGGAUACGGCUCUAUGCAUGUUGAUGAGCAAUCUGAGCCGGGUUCAAGAUGUUGACUUAGUCCACCUGAACCGUGUGACCGUGGAAGGGUUUGAGUUUGCUCUACGAGCGUGUUGCAACCGGCUGAAGAAGCUUAAGCUUCUCGCACCUCUCAGAUUCUUGCUUUCAUCGGAAUUGCUCGAGACCCUUCAUGCUCGUGGUUGCCGCAUCAGAUGGGACUGA
Arabis nemorensis is the source of this 1929-nucleotide messenger RNA. Lineage: Eukaryota; Viridiplantae; Streptophyta; Magnoliopsida; Brassicales; Brassicaceae. The record is from the annotation of a GenBank genome assembly.